This is a messenger RNA of Panonychus citri (citrus red mite), 469 nucleotides long. RefSeq lists its product as uncharacterized. The transcript has 2 exons. Lineage: Eukaryota; Metazoa; Arthropoda; Arachnida; Trombidiformes; Tetranychidae. Bases 20 to 469 code for a protein of 149 amino acids. The record is from RefSeq and is a predicted model, not a curated record.
UGUAGCUCUUCACUAUAAGAUGCUUCGAAUGGUUUGUUAUUCAGUUAUGAAUAAAGAUAGAAAACAAAUUGGUGGACCAGGUAAAAUAGUCGAAAUAGAUGAGACUAUGGUAUAUAAACGUAAAUAUAAUGUUGGACGUUUGUCGUCAGAUCAAUCAGAGCAAGUUUGGGUAUUCGGUGGCAUUGAAAGAGAAUCAAAAACUGGGUUUGCUGAAAUAGUUGAAUCAAGAGAUCAAUUAACACUUUUCAAUGUAAUCGAUAAGUACAUUCGACCUGGGACAACAGUUUAUUCUGAUGGUUGGAAAUGCUAUCAAAACUUAAACAAAUAUGAUUAUAAUCAUGAUUGGGUUAACCAUUCAAAAAAUUUUGUCAACCCAAAGAAUCCAAAUGUUCAUACGCAAAAUAUUGAAAGAAAUGGAGGUCAAAGAACAUUACCAACAUCAUCAAAUGACCUAAUCGAGACCAUUUAA